This is a messenger RNA of Paramuricea clavata, 3185 nucleotides long. The record is from the annotation of a GenBank genome assembly. NCBI's taxonomy places the organism in Eukaryota, Metazoa, Cnidaria, Anthozoa, Malacalcyonacea, Plexauridae.
AUGGCUGACGAAAAUCCUCACCCUGUGGUGCAGUAUCUUAACGAACAGCCUGAACCCGCUAAUGAAGCUCCAGCACAAGCUCCAGUACAAGAACCUGUUCAACAAGAACAGCAAGCACCACCGCUUGAGCCACCCCGAGCUGACAAUCCCACUGGCGAACUUGAGGUAAAAAUAUAUACUGAUAUAUGAAAUGUCAUGCUUUCUUAUCAUCAACCUUGACAUAGCGAUAUGUAUUUUCUACACUAUACAGCUCCGACGAUAUUCUCAAUUUAUAUCCUGUCUAUUUGUGUAUGUGUCUAUUUGAGAACUCACCAUGUGUAUAUUUGGGUGAAAUUUCGCCUCAAUUCUGCAGUAUACGAUUGCCUGAGCGGACAAAAAUCAACUCCAAUAUCUGGCUGAGAGUUCAAGUCUAGUCUGAGCGAGAGUUCGCGGACAGGCAUUAAAAUAUUUGGGUGUGAGUUCACCAAGUUUUAUUGUACACAAUAGUCUGAGCAAGAGUUCGCAGACAAGAAUCAAAAUAUUUGGGUGAGAGUUCACCAAGUUUUAUUGUACACAAUUGUCUGAGUGAGAGUUCGCGGACAAGAAUCGAAACGUUUGGGUGAUAAUUCACCAAGUUUUCAUUGUAUAUAAUUGUCUGAGCGAGAGUUCGCGGACAAGAAAUCCAAAUAUUUGGGUGAGAGUUCACCAAGUUUUAUUGUACACAAUUGUCUGAGUGAGAGUUCGCGGACAAGAAUCAAAAUGUUUGGGUGAUAAUUCACCAAGUUUUCAUUGUAUACAAUUGUCUGAGCGCGAGUUCGCGGACAAGAAUCAAUAUAUUUGGGUGAGCGUUCACCAUGUUUAUUGUAUACAAUUGUCUGGGCGAGAGUUUGCGGACAAGAAUCAAAAUAUUGGGGUGAGAGUUCACCAAGUUUUAUUUUAUACAAUUGUCUGAGCGAGAGUUCACGGACAAGAAUCAAAACGUUUGGGUGAUAAUUCACGAUGUUUUCAUUGUAUAUAAUUGUCUGGGCGAGAGUUUGCGGACAAGAAUCAAAAUAUUUGGGUGAGAGUUCACCAUAUUUUAUUGUAUACCGGGUGUCCCAAAAAAAAGUACUCCGGUUUGAUUUAUAAUAACUUCUAAACAAGUAAAGCUAUCAAACAGAAAUAACUUGCAUUAAAUAGAGGAAGGACUAACUUAGAUUUUGAUAUAUUAUAGUUGUAUUUUACUUAAAAAUUCACGGAGAUAUUAAUGUUCAAAAUCGGGAGCAUAUUUUGGGAUGUGUCUAAAAUUAGCGAAAAUCGGCAUAUCAAAUAUUAACUCCAGCGUUUGUUUGUUUAAUGACAUAUCAGGCUAACUUGUAUUUCAGCGAAUUGUCGUCAGGGAUUGUAUAAAAAUAUGGUGUAGAUUUAGACAUCUUACAUCUAAGCUCAUUGUUUCCUGAAAUAUAAAUGUUCGUAUUAUAUUACGAAAUAUAAACGUAAAGUAUUUAAUAGGUCUUUAAUACAAAUUUAAAGGUACAUGAAAGACCAUUCAAGGCAGGCGCUUAAAUUUUUCUUAAAUAGCCUAUAUUUUUUAUGCUUUUCAUGGGUUGAAAACAGAGUUGAAUAUUUCUCGAUUAGAGCAGGAUGAAUAUUAUUUUUUAAUGAAGGAAAUAAUACUGCAUUUUGCAAAUACACAUCACAGUAUCAACGCUACUAUUUUGUUAUGUUUUGUUCCAAAAAUGUUGGAUGUCUCUGGGGAGUUGCUUGUUAUGUCUUAUGGAGUUGUAUGGUUUGAUUGUGUUUCAUUCUUAGUUUAUUCUGAACUUGCCAAGAUUAAGAAAAAGCAAAAAAGAUUGAGUGUUCUUAACAAGAUUUCAGAACGUUGCAAAAGUUAGAAGAGCUUCACAAUUCCAUUGUGACAGCAGCAUCCCCUAAUUCAGAACACGAACGAUCCAUGACGAUCCUUCGCGAUGCAGUCAGUGGUCUUAUGAAAUAAGGAAACGUACUCGUGCUAUAGAAACACACGCGGAUUUCGGACGAAUAAAUCUUCCUUGUAUUUUGUAGAUAACAAAUACUUUGUUUCAUAAUAAACAAUUUGUCAAGUGUCAUUUAUUUACUGGUAAUAGUGCAUGUUUCAGUCGGGCAAAUCUUGAUUAAUAUUUGAUACCCCGUUUUUUGCAUAUUUCAUACACAUCCAGAAAUAUGCUCCCGAUUUUAAACAUUAAUAUCUCCGCGAAUUUUUAAGUGAAAUACAAGUGUAAUAUAUCAAAAUCUAAGUUAGGGCUUCCUCUAUUUGAUGCAAGUUAUUUCUCUUUAAAAGCUUUACUAGUUUCGAAGUUAUUACGAAUCAAACCGGAGUACUUUUUUUUGGGACACCCGGUAUACAAUUGUCUGAGCAACAGUUCGCAGAUAAUAAUCACGGUGGUCAGUUGCUAAGUAGUUUUCUCCCGGAAGCACGGGCUCAGAUAUUCAUGCGGUAUUCCCCAUUAGACUAGAAUUUCCCUCGCAAAUUAUUUAAAAUAUGGCGGUCUUUGAGCAACUUUUAGCUGCACUUUCUUGCCUUCAACUCUGAUCAUCUGGUGAUGAUACCGAAAGAUCUGAUUGAUUUUGGAAUCGUUCGUCUGUAGCUAUGAAAUUUUCAGUGGAGCGUCUUUGGAUAGAUGCAGUUUGGAAGUGCAAAACUAAACCAAAUUAUGGUAUGCGUGGUAGAUGCCAUCCUUGAGGAGCGAGCUUCGAACAAGUUGGAGCUGACUGGGCCGCUUAUUGAUAGUUAUUUUCGUGAGUUGUGGAAAGCUAUGUACGCAAAGCUUGGGAGAUCAAGGAAUACUGGUCUUAUGCCGCCUGUUAAGCUCUUUGUGCCUUACACAAUGUUUCAACACUUGUGUAAUGUUGCAGUUGGCUAUGGCGGCUCAAUGAAAAGCAGCAAGACAACGCUGGCUGUAAAUAUUGAGUCUUUCGAAGCCGCUUCAAAAGUUUUCUCGCCUGUGAGAUUUGGGGGCCAGAAUUAUUUUAUAAAGAAAAGGCUACUCGACAAGGUGAGAGUGAACAGUCGCACUAUAUUGCAAUACUCUGGAAGAGCAUCUGUUGUUGUUGGGAAAUCAACACCCGUAAUAUUUGAUUACAACAUGAAGCAAGAAAAGCUAACUUUAACAUUUUAUGUUCAGCGCUAUGACAAGGCUGAUUUCUGUUUGGACUUACGACUUCAAGCCCUUAUGAACAAAGACUAA